AUGGCUUCCGACAGCAACCGGAAGGCUCCCUGCGGCAAGCCUCAGUUCCUCAAGGUGCUCUUCACGGACUUCAUGGAGAAGAUGCCGAUCCCGGCCAAGUUCAUGCGGCGGCACCUGGCAGCGGAGCCCGGGCUUCGGCGGGCCACCCUGAUGAGCCCGUUGGGCAAAUUCUGGCAUGUCGACGUGGUCCGAGACGGCCACGGCGACGACAGCGACGUCUACUUCGCCGGCGGCUGGGCCGAGUUCGUGAGGGCCAACAGGCUGGAGGAGGAGAACUUCCUGGUGUUCAAGUACGAAGGGAACAUGGUGUUCACCGUGAAGGUGUUCGAGACGUCCGGGUGCAUCAAGAACUACGACGACCUUGUCGUCGCCGGCGCAUUGUUAGAGCAGGCAGCACCGAGGAAGCGGUCCAGCACUGGCUGUGGAUCGCAGCCUACCUCCAAGGGCCAUGGUGGUACACAUGCUCAGAAAACCAGGAAGGUCAGUGACAGGAGCCUUACCGGUGAUGGUGCCAUACAGGCAAAGAAGCAGUACAAACCUCGCAGGAUUCUGAUGGAAGAAAAUGAUGGCGAGCAAGAUGCCACCACAGAGAAGUACGCCCAAGCGGACACCCACUCCGGCAUCGCAACGGAGGCCAAGGAGUCUGACUACACCGGCACCCUCCCUUUCUACGCCAAGACGGCGACUCCUUGCAACAUUCGCUACAGCUACAUGGCAAGUUCUUUAGCUGGUUCAAAAUCAAAUCUAUACUCUCUAGUUCAGAUAGAUAUGCACUGUGAACUUAUAAAGUUCUGUGUCAUGAACGGCAUCGCGACGAACCGGCUGAUGAUACUCAAGGACUCGGGCGGGAGGUCGUGGCCCGUGAAGCUGACGCUGACGAGCGACCAGGCGCGCAUGAAGGCCGGGUGGGGCCACUUCUCCGGCCACCACGGGAUCAAGGUCGGGGACCUCUGUGUCUUCCACCUCGUCGACGAGCACACCUUCAACGUCAGCAUAAGGAGGGCCGAGUAAUAAUGAA
Molecule: messenger RNA, 1018 nt
Organism: Triticum dicoccoides
Lineage: Eukaryota; Viridiplantae; Streptophyta; Magnoliopsida; Poales; Poaceae
Product: putative B3 domain-containing protein Os04g0347400
Exons: 3
Coding region: 1-1011 (336 amino acids)
Molecular function (GO): DNA binding
Source: RefSeq, a predicted model, not a curated record